AAAUGGCCGGCCUCAGCGCGGAAAUCCCGCCUUGCGCGGAUGAGAUUGAAAGUGUUUUCCAUCACCAGUCAGUCGUCGUGUUUAGAGAGCGAUGCAACUUCAAGUUGCAAGUCUCGACAAACGCUUCCGCUCUUCUCCGACGUUUAUUAUUUUAAGACACAUGGAAUUCGCCCUGGGCAAAUGUGUGAAUCAACGCUUCCUGUCCAAAAAGCGGCGGAAAUAUUUCAUCUAUUUCCAACUAGGCCUCAUUUUAAUAUUUUUCGUGUAUUUCAGCCGGAAGCUACCGGACCCGCAUCCGCCAAAAGAUGAACCACACGGAACAUUAUUUUGCGCUCACAAUCAUGUAGCCAUUAAACGACCAAAAGCUGACGGCCUCGUCAUCAAACCAGAUAUCCAUCCGGAAGAGUGGAGAAUGUACGACGGAACGUCUCGAAACAUUUCGGAUCAGCGCAUCUUUUUCCACGAAACAAGCGGGCGCAGCCAACUGAGUCUGAGGCAAUGCUGUGCCGUCGAAUCGGCGGCCAGAAAUAAUCCCGACCGUCCCGUCCACCUGCUGAUGCGGUCGUCAACAAACUGCGCCAGCACCGACCCAAUACAUUCCCAGCAAUUACCCAUUAAUCCAUCCUGGCUCAAAGUUCUAUCUCGAUAUCCUAACGUGGAAAUUGUCUUGUUGAACGAAGACCACUACUUUGCUGCAACACCGUUGGAAGACUGGUACACCAAGGGAGUGUGGCGUACGAGCCGGUUCGAGAUGGGACACCUGUCCGACUACAUCCGCGUCUUGACGCUCUACAAAGGUGGCGGACUCUACCUGGACAUGGACAUCCUGACCCUGAAGGCCUUCCAGGGCCCCGUGUUUCGAAACUGUUUGGUCUACGAGAACGCCGCCAAGGACACCAUAGGCAACAGUGUACUGCACCUGGAGCGCGGCCACCAUUUGAGCGGUGAAUUAAUUCGAUUGCUGGCGGAAGAAUACGAUCCGGAAGCUUACGUCUAUCACGGGCCGGAUGCCAUCGCUGAAAUUAUGAACCGCGUCUGCGGUCUGGUGGCGGGAAAUCCGAAAUCGAACGAGUGCAACAACGUCCGACUCUUGUCUCAUCGCUACUUCCAUCCAGUGGCGGCCAUGUUUUCGCACAUGCUGUUUCAAAAUGACGGCAACAUGAGCGAUGUUGAAACGCUAUUCGAAAUCAAGGAAAGCUUCGGCCUCCACUUGUGGAAUUCCAUUUCUUUGCACCACCCGAUUAAUGUAGAUAAUAAAAAUCAAAUUGUGGCCAUUCUGGCCAGAGAGCAUUGCCCACUGACCGUUAGUAGAGCAGCCGAUUUCAAUUAAUCCUCUCAAGAUCUGAUGAGAUGGAAUUGAUCCUGUUUCAGAGUUUAUUCAAAUAAUAUGACUAAAUUGAUUAUUCUCCAAGAAUAAUUGUCAAUCAUUCCCGGUUUGACGUUUCAUAGUGUUAAACAUAUUCCUGUUAUCACCUGUUAUUAUUUCUUAUUUAUAAAUACACUGAUUACAACGAAAUA
Daphnia pulex (common water flea) is the source of this 1518-nucleotide messenger RNA. RefSeq names its product lactosylceramide 4-alpha-galactosyltransferase-like. The record is from RefSeq and is a predicted model, not a curated record. NCBI's taxonomy places the organism in Eukaryota, Metazoa, Arthropoda, Branchiopoda, Diplostraca, Daphniidae. The transcript has a single exon. Gene Ontology annotation, biological process: glycosphingolipid biosynthetic process. The coding region runs from base 92 to 1330 and encodes 412 amino acids. Gene Ontology annotation, molecular function: hexosyltransferase activity.